AAAAACACGGAGGGUCUUGAUGAGACCCACUAACACGCAGAGAUGUGCUGAACGCUGAAGCAGCUGGAGUAUGUGUGCAUGAGAGGGAAACAGAACGGGGCAGUUAAGAAGAAGUAGAAAAAAAGACGAGGGGGAGAAAAAAAAAAGAAAGAACGGGAGAACUGCCAACUGGCAUACUUUGACUUAUUCAUCUCAGCUCUAAAAGUCUCAGGCAGCCCCAGACUGCCAACCACACGGACCAACAUCUCUCCUGCACUCUACAACUGCAGUAUGGGGUAUCUGUAAAAGGAGGAGAGAGUGUGUGCAGCAUACAGCUAGCAGCUGUUGUUUUGUUUUUGCUUUGAACUGUGUGUUCAUCUCCCAGGGUGUGUGAUAGUACAGGCUAAGUUCUCUUUGACUUUAAAAGCCAUGGGCCUGCAGAAUGGAGUAUCAUAUUGAUUUCUACAAACAUUUUGCCUGGCUCAGAAAGGAAAACCUCCGCACAAAUGCUAAUAGUGAGUCCUACCAGGAGCGGUUAUCACGUCUGGAGGGAGACAAAGAGUCACUAAUUCUGCAGGUGAGCGUGCUGACAGACCAGGUGGAGGCUCAGGGAGUGAAGAUCAGCGACCUAGAGAGUUCUUUGGUGGAGCAUCAGCACAAACUCAGCUGCACAGAAGAGAUGCUACAGCAGGAGGUCCUGCAUAGAACGUCACUGGAGAGCCAGAAGCUGAAUCUUUUGGGGGAGGUGUCCUACCUGAAACUGAAGCUGGCAGAUAUGGAGGGAAAGCAGGGCCACGGUGCUGAAAAGCAGCACAAAGCCGAGACUGUAGUGAAUUUCAUUAGUGAGCUGCAGGAGCAGAUGUGUCAGUUUCAGAAGGAGAUCAAUAGCAAGAUCCGGGAGAAAAAAGCCUUGGAGACGCCGGCUGACAGCGGGCUUCCAGUGGCGUGCCCCGCUGAGUCCACCGAGGGCCAGGGCUCAAACCACGAGGCGUGUUGUGACAAAACCUCAGGGGAGAUGCACAAGCUAGAGGAGGCAUCAGACGGGCCUGAUGGGAACACACACAGCCCGAGAGAGGGUAGCUCAGAUGCAGAGCGACGGUGCCGCUGCGGAGGAGAAAGUAUCUUACUGAAGGAACUCAGGACCCUCAAGGACAAAGUGGAGCACCUGGAGGAUCAGAAACUACAGUAUGAGAAGAAACUUAAAGCAACAAAGGCAGAGAUCAGCAGCCUGCAGCAGCUCCUGCUCAGUAAGAACGCGGAGAUCGAGAGCUUGCACACUCAGCUGUUAACCAGGCCCUGUUUAACCAGCGAGAGCUCAGACAGAGAUCAAGAGCUGCAGAGACUGAGGAGUGGAAUGAAGUCACUGAUAGCUGCCAAUGAUGAAAAGGACCGACGUAUUGAGGAGCUCACUCUGCUUCUUAAUCAGUGCAGACAAUUCAGAGAGGUCACUCACACAUCAAGGCAAGCUCCCUCUGCUGUUCAGUCAUUGUCAAACGGCCGCAGUCCAUCAGUCAGCAGUGAGGAAGGCAUGCAGGUGCUGAUGAAGAACGCCGACUCUGCCAGUGCAAAAUCUGAUGAUGUGAAGUCUGAAGUUUCAACAAACAGCCAUUCCUCCCAACCAGCAUCUCUGUCCUCAGUUGUGAAAGACAGUGACUCCAGAACCGAGCCAGAGACUUUAUCAACUAGUUCGAAUGACAUAACAAGCGGACAUUCACCAAAGAGUGUUCUUGGGGACAGCAGCAGAAGUCCAACUCUGCCAGUAAAUUCCUCGCUGCUGGAACAGAACGGGCUCGGAGACAGCAGCACGGAAACCCCGAGCCAAAGAUCUCCAGAUGGUAGCGAGGAUGGAGACUCCAGCCAAAGUAAAUCCACAAAUACAGCUUCACAGGGAAAGCUGGAGCAAUCUGAUGACGGCACAUCCAGCGAUAACUCUCCUGUUCAGUGUGGGGCGCAAACACAACCUGGCCAGCGAGGCGUGGGCUCUCCGGAGUACAUGAAGAAUAACAGGAGCUUCAAGAGACUCUGGGGGAAACUUCGAAGAACCCAGUCUGGAGGCUUCCAAGCAUCAGAUCCAGAUGGCGGCCAGUUUAGAAGAGGCGGCCUGCGCGCGACGGCAGGACCCAGACUGACCCGAACCCCUGAAUCUGACUCUGCACGUGAUAUGAAUAUUCCAUUCAGCCAAUGGUCCAAGGAGCAGGUGUGCGGCUGGUUAGAGGACUACGGACUGGGCCAAUAUGUCAAUCUCACAAGGCAGUGGGUUGAAAAUGGCCAGACGCUUUUGUCCGCCACGCCACAGGAUUUUGAGAAGGAGAUGGGCAUGAAGCAUCCGCUGCACAGGAAGAAGCUGCAGCUUGGUCUGAGGGCGUUCACCACCAAGGUCAUAGAGAAGUCCUCAGAGCUGGACUACAUCUGGGUCACUCGCUGGUUGGAUGAUAUUGGUUUGCCUCAGUAUAAAGACCAGUUCCAUGAAGCUCGAGUGGAUGGCCGCAUGAUACAAUAUCUUACAGUGAAUGAUCUCCUGACUCUAAAGGUCACCAGUCAGCUUCACCAUCUCAGUGUUAAAUGUGCCAUCCAUGUCCUCCACGCAAAUAAGUUCAACCCAAACUGUCUGCGGCGCAGACCAGGCGAGGAGAAACAGCCCUCUCCCUCAGAGGUGGUGCAGUGGUCAAACCACCGCGUCAUGGAGUGGUUAAGAGCAGUUGAUCUUGCUGAAUAUGCUCCUAAUCUACGGGGUAGCGGUGUUCACGGAGGCCUGAUUAUCCUAGAGCCUCGCUUCAGCUCAGAGACUUUGGCCCUACUCUUGAACAUUCCUCCACAGAAGACCUUGCUCCGCCGUCACCUGGCCACCGCCUUCGCCGCCCUGGUUGGGCACCAAGCCAUGCAGGAGAAGCGAGAGUAUGGCAACGCCACGGGCCACGUGCCCCUCACCACCACUGCAAAAGUGAAACCAAAGAAGCUGGGCUUCACCCAAUUUAGUCAUCUCAGAAAGAGGAAACCUGAUGAAUCUGCAGACUACAUCUGCCCAACAGACAGCGGAGCACUUACAGUGAAUGGAGUUUCUCGCCUGCCCUCCGCAGCGCACAGAGGCCUCAGCCCGUCUUUGGAGAGACAAGUUGAGAAGUGGGAACCGGUGGGGGCAAAAGCUCUAACUAAUGGGCCCAAACAUUAGUGUAAUUAAAAAAAAAAGCAAAAAAAAACCUUCUCACCCUCAGCUACUCUGUUAGUGAAUUUGUAAAUCAGUGAAAUAUUUAAUGUUGUUAUCGACGUACAAUGCAUGUAUGGGAUGAUUUGCCGGAUGGGCUGCAAAGAUGCAGCGUUUGUGUAGAAUAGAUGAUUUAAUUGCCGUUUAAUCAAAUGUUGCAUGAACAAUAUCCAUCUCAGAUCUGGAAUGAUUGAUGAUUUUGUUUGAAAUGUUUGAUGAAAGCUGCUCUCUGCAUUCCUUUUAUGGUUGGAUUCCAAAGCUGAUCUUCUGCUUUAAAAUGUCAUUUUAUCGACCGAAACUCUUGUAGGACUUUCUUGUAUAUUGGGAGUGUUUGUACAGCAUAAUAAUUGACACCAGCUACAUAAUGAUGGAUAUUUCAUUUAUUUUCUGAAUUUUGAUUCUUGACAUAUAUGCAGUUUUCUGCACUUUCGAAUAAAGCUUGUAUAUAAAUGAGA
Molecule: messenger RNA, 3636 nt
Organism: Cololabis saira (Pacific saury)
Lineage: Eukaryota; Metazoa; Chordata; Actinopteri; Beloniformes; Belonidae
Gene: ppfibp2a
Product: PPFIA binding protein 2a
Exons: 22
Coding region: 422-3148 (908 amino acids)
Biological process (GO): neuromuscular junction development
Cellular component (GO): presynaptic active zone
Molecular function (GO): protein binding
Source: RefSeq, a predicted model, not a curated record